AGAGUACGAGCGAGUCAUUCUAAAAUUAGUUUACGAACUUGUACGAAACUGAAUUUGCAUAGUUUUCUCCACUGAAAAUAUUGUGACUCGUCGUAUCAUUUCCAAAGUUGGCACUGUUUCAGAGAAAUAAAAAAACACAGUUUAUUUGUUGAAUCGUAAUUUAUUGAUGGAAAAGUAUUCCUAUAAAUACGUAAAUAAUUGAAAUUAUACAUAGAUAAUAAUGAGUCAAAGCUUUUAUCAGUGUCCGGAAUUAAAUCCGUUGGACAUCCCAUAUAUUUUAGAAAAAAUUUUCGACCACUUGUCCGUCUAUAACUUGAAGAAAUGUCGUCUCAUAUGCACUUCGUGGUGUUUUGAGGCGACCCCAUUUCUGCUCAAGAGAUGCAAAAUCAGUUUCAAAUCCGUCCACCAAUUCACCCAACUCCUCUCCCUGACAAAUCUCCCCCAAUUCUGCAACACAUUCGACAUCAGCAACGAAGUCGACCUGGAAAGCAUCCCCGUGGUCAAUUUCUUUACGAAAUUCUGCACCGGGAUAAAAUCCCUCGACCUUUCCUACCAUUCCGAGUACUCGACGACUUGGGCGGAAGCCGUCUUCUCGAAACUGACCUCUCUCGAAGAACUCUGUCUCAACGGGAAGGCGUCCUUCUUAACGGAACAAUCCACAUUGUUGGGCGACAAUCCGGAAAUAUUUUCAAAAUUGAAAUUUCUAUUUAUUUACGACUCAAGUUAUGAUUUGGAGUCUCGCCACCAUCAAAGAAUUUGGAUGGAAAACAUUUUUCAAAUAUUGCUCGCCCCACAGGAAACUUUGGAAAGGUUAUUUUUCGCCCCUUUUUUGGAACAGAGGGCUCGAACUUUUUUCAAUUUGAUAACUUCAGAGGCUUUAAUACACCCGAGGGUGACCUAUCUCCACAUAAAUCACUUGUCCGUGACCCCACCCGAGGUGAAGAUUCUCUCGGGGAAGCAUUUUCCCCUGAAAUAUGUGCAUCUCGUGCUUACAAAUUCGCUCGAGAGUCACGACUUGAACGGAUUCUUGGCCAAGUUGAAGGACACUCUGCGAGAGCUUACAUUAACUUUUACCGACGGGGUCACGGCGGCGCAAUUCCAUCCGAUCCAACCGUUAGAUAACUUGACCAAGUUGAGCCUGAUUGGGUAUGAGGGACCCUUGAUGACGAGUACGGCGAGAAAUUUGGAACUGUUUGUGAUGAGUUUGCCCGACGAGGAGGACCAGCUUCCGCUGUGCACGUGUUCCGUGAAGGGACUAAAGUUAAAUCAGGGUUUGAAUGAUUUGGAGAUUUAUGACUCGAAAGGAAAAUACGUUCCGGCGACUUUAACCAUGAUUUAUUCACAUUUCUACGCUCUGAGAUCGCUCAAAAUGAAUAAUAUUGACAAUUCGAUAUUGCGACUCGUUUUUAUUCAUCUUUCAAACUUGAUGGAGCUUCGAGUCUGUUUUCACAAAUUCUAUGGCGUCAGUUCCCUUCCGAUUGACUCGGGAUUGUGUGGAAUUCCAGAGUUUAGAUUGGAGGAGGAAGUCCUGGAUGCUAUUGAUGACAAGGAUAUCGAUCACUUGAGGACACAUCCGUGGAUCGGAGGGAUGAAGCGUCUGAAAAUACUCGAACUUGAACUCGGCCACAUAACAGAUUUCGGGAUAAUUUUAGGAAUCACGAGAUGUCCGACGAUUGGGAGAUUGAUCUUAAAAAAUUGUGACUGUAUUUAUUACGAAACUGCACACGGAUUCAUGACAGAUUUAUCCUUACAUGCAAUUUGUGAUUCAAUGUGUCUCACCUAUUUGAAGAUUGAGGGGUACAAGGACUGUUUUACUGAGGGGUGUUUAGAAAACGUUAUCGAAAAGAUGGGAGGAAUCGAGACAUAUAUUUUAUAAUGAUAAGGCAAAUACUCUUCUAUUAAUGUAUUGAUUAGUACCUGAGAAUAAUGUGGAGUGCAAAAUGUUAAUGUUUUUUUACGAUAAUAAUGAAGAAAAUAUGAGACGAAUUAAAAAAGAAUUUUAAAAUGUUAA
Messenger RNA from Folsomia candida, 2011 nucleotides. RefSeq lists its product as uncharacterized. The transcript is spliced from 5 exons. Lineage: Eukaryota; Metazoa; Arthropoda; Collembola; Entomobryomorpha; Isotomidae. Bases 221 to 1876 code for a protein of 551 amino acids. The record is from RefSeq and is a predicted model, not a curated record.